AUGGCAUACGGAAAUGAACUGGCCAGCAUGCAUAUUGGCCACCAUGAUCGCGAGGUCAAAUUGUUGCGCGAGAAUAAAAAAGGGCCUUGGUCUCGCUGCCAAACUUCAUUUAACAAUGGGAUUGAACUUCUCGGGGGCCACCAAACACACAUUAUACAAGUCACAACUACUCAAGCGAAGACGGUUGGUGUCUCAGAUGCAGCAAUCGAACUACAAUACAAGAUGCCCAUAUUGUCACAUGUUGCACGCAUGGGUUGCUUCACUCCCUCCACCUGGUUCUUUGGCAUGAACUUGAUGACUCUAAAGCAGAACAACGGACGCAUAAUCAUCGUGGAGUACUUUGCUUCGGCAACAGCUAUUAUCCUCUGCGCCGCCUACCACUUGGAGAUGAGUCACAAGACGGGCUAUGUGUGGUUUCUGAAUCCCUGGCUCUCGGACAAAUGGUGGGAGGCACCGGGCAUACUGCCGCCACAGUGUACGGGUGAACAGUUGGCUGAAAUGAACUCCUACUCCUUCACUGUUGGUCACCAGCUGCACACGGGCGCCCUAGCUGACUCGCGACUAAAAAUAUCUCAGGACAGUGAGUAA
Messenger RNA from Dibothriocephalus latus, 588 nucleotides. Lineage: Eukaryota; Metazoa; Platyhelminthes; Cestoda; Diphyllobothriidea; Diphyllobothriidae. The record is from the annotation of a GenBank genome assembly.